AUGGGCCAGGUGGGACCCCCAGUCCGGCAGCAGCCUGAGCUGGUGGUGGGGGCUCCGCACCUCGGGGGCCGGUGCCGCGUCCACCUUGGUGCCAUGUGCGCCUUCCCUCGGUGCCACGCGUGUCCCCCCAGUCCCGUGUCCCCCGUGGUGCCACAGCUCCCCCCCAGUGCCGUGUUCCCCCCAGAGCUGUGUCCCACCCGGGUGUCGCGUGUGUUCCCAAGUCCCCCCAAGGCCAUGAGUGCCGUGUGCCGCUCUCUGGGUGCCAUCGCCCCCUCCCCAUGGCCACACGCCAGGGGGGGGCGGUUCGACGUGCUGCCGCUGCUGCUGCAGGGCCCCGACGAGUCCCCCGAGCUGUUCCCGCUGCCCCCGGAGCUGGUCCUGGAGGUGCCGCUGCACCACCCCACAUUUCCCUUGGGAUCCACACUGGGCCCCUCUGAAAACCCCCAGCGACCCCACUGGGACCACUCUGGGAUCCCCUUCAGGCCCGUCCAGGGACCCCAUCAGAGCCCCACCAGGACCAUCCCUGGGUCGCUCCCAGGACCUCCCCCAGAAUCGCCCCAGGACCCCUCUGGUUCCCCCUGGGGGGUCACAACUCCCCCCAUGGCCCCUCUGCCCCAUCACCACCCCCUUCCCCCCCAGCCCGACGCCUGGAAGGUUUACGUGUCCAAAGGCACCACUGUCACCCGGAGAAAGACCUUCAAGGAAGUGGCCAACGCUGUCAAGAUCUCGGCCAAGCUGAUGGGACAGGUGAUGGCGCGGCGGGUCAAGGCCACCAUCCUGUACGGGACGGAGACCGGCAAGUCCCGGACGUACGCCUGGAACCUGGGCCAGCUCUUCCGCCGCGCCUUCGACCCCAAGGUGCUGUGCAUGGAUGAGUACGACGUGGUGGCCCUGGAGCACGAGACCCUGGUCCUGGUGGUCACCAGCACAUUUGGGAAUGGGGACCCCCCAGAAUGUGCUGAGAGCUUCUCCAAGGCACUGAUGGAGAUGACAUCGCCGUACACUGGCCCCUCCCAGGCGGAGCCGCCCAUGAGCUACAAGCUGCGGUUCAACAGCGUCUCCCAGUCCGACCAGCUCGUGUCCUCCUGGAAGAAGAAGCGGCGGCAGCUGAGCAACACAGACAGUGCAGGAACCUUGGGAGCCCUGCGGUUCGCGGUGUUCGGGUUG
Messenger RNA from Ficedula albicollis (Collared flycatcher), 1167 nucleotides. RefSeq names its product nitric oxide synthase, endothelial-like. Lineage: Eukaryota; Metazoa; Chordata; Aves; Passeriformes; Muscicapidae. Gene Ontology annotation, biological process: nitric oxide biosynthetic process. The annotation marks the transcript as partial. The record is from RefSeq and is a predicted model, not a curated record. Gene Ontology annotation, molecular function: nitric-oxide synthase activity; FMN binding. The transcript has 11 exons.